Molecule: messenger RNA, 4350 nt
Organism: Argiope bruennichi
Lineage: Eukaryota; Metazoa; Arthropoda; Arachnida; Araneae; Araneidae
Product: leucine repeat adapter protein 25-like
Exons: 3
Coding region: 167-766 (199 amino acids)
Source: RefSeq, a predicted model, not a curated record
UGGCACUUCGUUUGUUUUGCUCGUGAUUAUUUUUGUUUUUAUAUUGGCAUGUCAAUCAAAGAAAAGAUAAAAUGACUUUUUUUUGACUUGUCAGAAACUUAAAGUGCAAUUAAUUUUUCUAAAACACAUUUUUAUCAGAUGUCUUAGAAUUUUCUUUGAAAAUCUGAUGGCUUCCCUUCAAGGCUUACCACCAUUACCUAAAAGUUUGAGUGGCCUUUUAAACUUCAGUAGUGCACAAUGGAAAGAAAUGGAACGCCUUCACACCAUGAGGACAAUGAUUCAACAAGAUCUGAGUCGAGGAUUAGCCGAAAGAACUAAUUUACAAAGAUUACCCUCUCAUAGUGAUAGCUCUGAGAAUAUUCAAGGUGAUAAUGGUGGUCUUUCAGCAGAUACUUCUGCACAAAACAGAGCAGGACGGUUAGAUGUGCAGCUAGCUUUGUUAAGAAAAGAAAUGGUGGGUUUACGACAGCUGGAUAUGUCCCUUUUGUGCCAAUUGUGGUCAUUGAAUGAAUCUAUUCAUGAAUACAAACAACUUUUACAAGAUCGUAUGUCUCUUAGCCUUUCGCCAACCCACGCUUCUUCCCCUGGUUGGGACAAUGGAAUUGACUCUCCCAGCAGUGAAGAGCAUGGAGAUGUGAACAACAAAUCAUACAAAACUGAAACAAAUUCUUUAACAUUAGAUGGAUCAAAUCAGACUACAAUAGCGAGAAAACUGUCAUCUGUUGAUAGUACUUCACAUUCGAGUUUAGAAUUUGGUGAUAUCUAAUGUUUGCAUAAUUUGGAUAUCUAAAAUAACAUUAUUCAACAAUUGUGGCUACAAAUCUCAAAGGUUGUCUUUUUCCAACAUUGUUUGCCCUUUAUUUUUAAUGCAGUUCUCCUUGUAUUAUGUGAUUAUUAUAUACAAAUAUAUAUAUGGAUAUUAUUAUUUUAUGUUGUGUUGUUUCUAAAACUUUUUUAAAAGACUAGCUUUAGUUAAGCUUGAAAAAUUUUCAUUUAUAUGUGUUCUAUUAUAAUAUUUUACAAACCACUAUUGAUUUUUAUUUUCUUUGUUUUCUGAUUUUUUUUCCCCCUUGUGAUUUUCAUUUGAAAAGCUUGCAGUUUUUAUUGACAAAUUUUUUUAAUCAUUGUAAAGUUGCAUUUUAUGGCAUUUUAUACAAAUAUGUUGUUUUGUUUUAAAAUCUGGUUAACUUGUUUGAAUAUUAAGUAAAAACAUACAAUAAUAAUAAAUAAAUAAAACUGAAUUGAAUAGUUUAUCAGAAUUUCACUCCUACUUAGCCAGUUAUUUGAUCUUUAUACUCUGAAUAAUCAACUUUCUGUAAUUUUUUGUUAUGUGCUAUUGAAUUUUUGUAAAUUGGAAAAUGCUUUCCAUAGAUUUUUUUUUUUUUAUGUACAAAAAAAAUCUGACUUCAUGAUUUGGUAAUUAAAUAAGGAGAAAUAAAAAGAUCACAUUGAAUUUUGGAAAACUGAUAAAAAGAAAACAUCUAAUAAACAAUGAACAUUUUCCUUUUGAAAUCUUAAAAAUCUUGAAAAUAAUUGGUGCAAAUAAUAAUUCUGAAUUAGUAUCAUUAUUCUAUCUGCUGGCUGAAUACAAAUUUUGCAUAAUUGCCAUACCAUAGAAAAAUAAUGUAAUUGGACAAGAGCAAUCUGUGAAUAAUAUUAGAUUUUUAAAAGAUAUAUAAUUUGAAGUGUUUUCUUGAAAUCUAUUAUCUAUUGUAAAUAAAGUAAUUUUGUUGAAACAAUUGAAUAAAAGUGUCUAAAGCAAAACCAGAUGAUAAAUAAUUAUUGGAGUUCAAUAAAUUUUUCAUUACAUUCUAAUUAAAUCAUAUAAAGUUAGAAAAAAGUAUUGGUCAGUUAAUAAUAAUAAAAUUGAUGAAUGUCUUAAUUGAUAUUAUAUAUUAAACACAUUUUAAAAAGAUAAUUAAAAUUGACUGAUAUAAAAAUCAUUAAUUAACAGAAAUAUCUCUACAAAAGAGUGAAUCCAUUAAUUUUGAAAAUAAUUAGGUGACAUCUGAAGGAGAAUUCACAUAUUUCAAGGAUUUCAAUAGCAGAACUGAAUUAAUGAAUUGCAUAUUCUUGAUUUUUGAAGGAAUAAAUAAAAAAUCAUAUAUAAUCUUUUUGUUUUUAGUCUGCAAAUUCAAUAUAACUAUUAAAUUAUGUGCUUAGUCUAACUUAAGUCAGUCUAAAAUAGAAAGGAAAUUAAGUAAAGUUUAAUGUUUCAUAUUAAUAUAUCAGUUGAAUUUUAAAUUCUAAAAUGGGGACAAAAAUAUAAACAAUUUUUUAUUAAUAUAUCAUUUUGAUUUUAAAUUCUAAAAAAAAUAUUUAAAAUAAUUUUACUAAAAUUUCCAAUAUCCAAUGCCAGUAUUAUUGUAAUCAGAGAACUAUCCUUUUUAUAAACUUCAAUAAACUCAGAGUAAUUUUGUACCCUGUUAGAAUCAUUGGAGUUAGAGCUCUUAUAGCCAAACAAAAAUAUGUGCUUUAUAAAAUAGUUCAGGGGAGUUUGGAUUCAUCUGUUAUCUGAUUAAUAUCUUAAAAUUUUGCAAAUCUACACUUUUUUGAAGUAGGACUUUGCAAGCCAGCUUCUGCCACUCCAAUCAUAAAAGUGAUUGAUAUUUCCUAUUAUGUAAUAAAAAAGUAUUUCUUUUUUAUUUCAUAUAUUUAUUUAAAUAAAAAUACUAUAUUAUACUUAGUAUUUCAAUUAAUACUAUAUGUAUAAAUACUUUGCAUUUUAUUUCAGAUUAGUCAUCUUUGUUGACCAGCUUGGUUUAAUCAGAUUAUCGAUUUUUUUUAAGACUUAACAAUUAAUAUGGAAUUUAUUUUUAAAAAAUUCAGCUUGUUAUUUGAUAGGACUGAAAAAUACAGAUUUAUUUGAAUGAAUCUGCUACAAAUAAUAGUGGGUGCCAAGUAAAAAAGAUUAUGAAAAAAAAAAAUGAAAAUCUCAUUUUGGAGUUAAUGUAAUAAGAAAUCGUCUCUUUUAAUCUUAAUUUCAAUAUUGGCAUGCUUGUGAAUCUUGUAUAAGGAACAAAAAGAAAGAGAGAGAGAAAAAAAAACUUUCAAUAAAUGGUUGAUUCUUCACAUUACCCUUAAACUCAAAUUAACACACACACACACAUAUAUAUAUAUUUAAAGUAAAAAAAGGAUUGUGCAGAAAUGAAAUUGAUAUCAUUUUGUGUUCUAAGAUAACACAAAACCCCUUUUUGUAAGUUAAUAGUUUGGAAAGAUAUAGUCAUCAAUUUCCAAUUGAGUAAUUCAUAACUUAUUAUUCAUCUGAUGAUGAUAAACCUAUUUUCACGAUUACAUUUUCUGAAACUUUUAUAUUUUCUUUCCUAUGAUUCAAUAGAGUUUUUGAUAUAAAGCAAACUGUCUCCAGAAUAUUUCUAAUAAUAUUUUGCAGCUCCUUUAUUGAUGGAAGCAUUGAAAAUUAAAUGCAGCUGUGAAAAUAUUCAGUGAAGCAAUUUGAAAUAUUUGAAUAUCAAUUUGUUUACAUUCAACUGUUACUAAUCAGUAUUGGCAGUGAUUUCUGUGCCAUGUACAUUAGCAUUUUAUGUAUAGAGAUGUUUUUUAAAUUAUUUAAUUAAAACAAAAAUUUACAUUUAAUUUUAGUAUAAGAAUUAUCCAAGCAAACAAAUUUUAUACAUUAAGAUAAUGCCAAUUGAUCAAAUAAAUAUAUGUAUACUAACUCCUUGCGUCUUAUUUAACAUUUUUACUAUAAUUCAUUUAAUUAAUAUAAAUAUGUUAAUUUGCUGUCGCCUACUUUUGCCAUCCAUUUAGUAAUAUACUAACAAUCUAUAUAUAACUUAGUUAUUCCUAUAAUUUAGGAUUGUUUAUUCAUUGUCUCUUUCUCUCUACUUAUACAUAAUAUAUUGAAUUGAUAUGUAUGCUCAUACAUUACUAAAUGGACAGCUAUUUACUUAUAUCUUGUGACCAUAUAAUUGUUAACAUAAUCCAAAUUUUUAUGGGUAUUGAGCAUACAAAGUUGUAUUAUGUCUAAUUACAAACCCUAAUUGUAUUUUUACUUAUUUAUAAGUGAAUGCCUUUUUUUUUUUCAUUCAAAAUCAAAAUAAAACCCUUUUAGUAAAUGCGCAUGGAUCAGUUGCAUCCCUGAACUAUAGCCAAAUCACCUCCUUAAAUAAGAUAGGCUUAGUAACAGUAAAAAUCUGGCUACAUUUUUAACCUUAAUAGUUCAUCAUCAAAAUCUUAAAACUUCAAUUUUUGAUAAAUAUAUAAUUCAUAUUAUUUUAAAUACUUUGUGCUAUUCUGUUCAUUUACUAUGUAUUUACCUUAUUUUCUGUGAGCUACCUAAAAUUUGUAUUUAAAAAAAUAGAUAUACUGUGCUGUUUCUAGCCAUUUUAA